CGGCGCCGUGUUGUUGUCGUCUCUCCGGACUGAGAACAGCAUGAUGAUGAUGAUGAUGAGGUCUCCUGCUGCUCCCCGGGCUGCUGCUCCUCUGUCUCCUCUGUCUCCUCUGUCUCCUGCUCCUGCUGCUCCUGCUCUGCUCCCCUCCCCGUCCUCCUCCUCCUCCUCCUCCUCCUCCUCCCCGUCCUCCUCGCUCCGGGUCCGGAUCCCUCCUCAUGACCAGGUGUCCCGUGUGGCUCGCUUCGUGAGUCACCAGUGUGACUGGGCCUCCGUGGCCACCGUCUCCACGCACCAGCCCGUGGUGGGGAGGCCGUUCUCCAACACGCUGUCCGUCAGCGACGGACCCCAGGGGGCCGGGACCGGGACCCCCUACCUGUACCUGACCAGGAGAGACGUGUCUGUGCAGGACCUACAGGUGAGCAGCGAGGCGUCCCUCUCCAUGUCUCUGGCUCAGACGGAUUACUGCAGACAGCAGGGCUUCGACCCUCAGAGUCCUCUCUGUGCUCACAUCAUCCUGUCUGGGUCUGUGCUGGAGGUGAACGGGACGGAGGCGGAGUUUGCUAAGAAGUCUCUGUUCAGUCGACAUCCAGAGAUGAUGGACUGGCCUUCUGACCACGACUGGUUCUUUGCCAAGUUCAACAUCACACUGGUGUGGGUGUUGGAUUAUUUUGGCGGGGUGAAGACCGUCUCUCCGGAGGAAUACUUCCAGGCCACGCUGCUCAGGGAGCACCACUGAAUGCUGGUCCACGUAGUUCUCUCUCUCCUGUUUGUAGUUCUAUGACAUGUGGUCAGCUGAUCAGGAUGGUAAACACUGGAUUAUUUUCUAGAAGAAUAUAUUUUCUUACUCAGAAACUAAAACCUUUAUAAUCAAACUAUAUUCAUAAUCAUAAGUGUUCUCAGACUCCAUUCACUAAAACUAAGAUCUAAAAAGCACUUUAAAACUUUAUUCAAUAAACACAAACACAGAUGUGAUAAAUAUCACAGGAGCGUUAUGAUCAAUCAUUUAUUUACAUUUAAUACCUUUAUUUCAGUCUGUGAUCAGGUAUUGAUUCUCCUUUAUUGACUACAUCUCCCAUGAGUCUUAGCGCUCAGCAUGCUGCUGAAGCCUCAUGGGAGUUGUAGUUGUUGAAUGCUAACAAACUCAUCCUGAUGGUGAAUGUGAGAGUUUUAAAAACAACAGACACGUAAGAGGGCGGGGCUUAUCAGUAAAGAGGGCGGGGCUUAUCCGUGCAUAUGGCCAUAAGGGGCGGGGCUUCAGUAGUUGUUGUGUGAGGCCUUCAGAUAAGAUGUUCUGCUUCCUCUGAUAACAAACGCAUGUUUUCUUUAUAACUUUAUGACUUUGCUGUGAAAUAUAUUUUUUGUCUGAUUGUUGAUUUUGUUUAAAUAAAGUUUGUUAAAAUGACUAAA
Messenger RNA from Anoplopoma fimbria (sablefish), 1407 nucleotides. RefSeq names its product protein CREG1-like. The transcript has 4 exons. Lineage: Eukaryota; Metazoa; Chordata; Actinopteri; Perciformes; Anoplopomatidae. The record is from RefSeq and is a predicted model, not a curated record. Bases 41 to 736 code for a protein of 231 amino acids.